This is a messenger RNA of Chlorella variabilis, 1041 nucleotides long. RefSeq lists its product as hypothetical. Gene Ontology annotation, biological process: protein targeting to membrane; protein targeting to vacuole; ubiquitin-dependent protein catabolic process via the multivesicular body sorting pathway. The transcript has 5 exons. Gene Ontology annotation, cellular component: ESCRT I complex. The record is from RefSeq and is a predicted model, not a curated record. Bases 1 to 1041 code for a protein of 346 amino acids. NCBI's taxonomy places the organism in Eukaryota, Viridiplantae, Chlorophyta, Trebouxiophyceae, Chlorellales, Chlorellaceae.
AUGUUUGGAUUCAGCCCUCUCCAAGAUCACAAGCAGCAGCAGCACUAUGGAAGUCAGUUCGACCGCGCACAGCAAGUCAACGAGCUGCUAGUCGCCCAGCCGCUGUGCAGAGCCAUCAACCCUGACAGGUCGCUGCUGGAGGUGGGGGUGCGACUGACGGAUGGCACUCUAACCUCGCUGCGCAUCAGCCUGCCGCCGGCCUUCCCUGGCGACCGCCCCGCGCUCUCCAUCACCUCCCCCGUUCGCCACCCUUGGGUCGACAGCAUCGGCCGCCUCUCCUUCCCGCUGCUCGACCGCUGGGGCGCGCCCAGCGUCCGCCUGGCGGCGGUGGUUGCAGACGCAUUCAAGGGGCUGGGCGGCGCCCCCGCGCCGCUGCCCUCGCACGGGCAGGCGCCCGCAGCAGGCGCCGCGGGGCGGCCGCAGCAGCAGCAGGCAGGGGCGGCGCCCCCGCCGUCCUUGCAGCAGCACGCAGCGGGUACUAGCAGCGAGGCGGGCGGCAGCGCGGUGGGGCACCUGCCGGCAGCGCCAGCCAUCCCCACCACUUUCCCCGAGGUGGAGGGCAUGAGCACGGAGCAGCUGAGCCACGCGCUGGCGGAUGGCGCCACCUACAAGCGGCUGGUGGACCAGAUUGCGCAUCGCCUGGGCCUCUUCCAGGGAGUGGAGAAGCUCAAGGCGGCCACCCUGGACCUUGCGGCGGCCAACCUAGCUUCGGGUGAGGAGCAGGGCGACAAGCGCAACCAGAUGGCCAUCAUCCGCUCCUCAGAGUAUGCGCCCGCCAAGGCGGCCUUUGACGACAAGUGGGCGCGGCAGCAGGCGGUGCUGUCCAAGCUGUCCCCGGAUGUGCUGAUGCGCAGGUGCGCGCUGCAGGAGGGCGUGAAGAUGGCGGAGGAGGAGGGGGAGCGGCUGGUGCAGCAGCUGGGCGCUGGGGAGGUGGUGGUGGAUGUGUUUGUGGAGCGGUACACCAAGGCGCAGGCCACAUACCACCAGCGUGACCUCAAGCUGCAGGCGGGGCAGCAAACGCUCCCGCAGCUAGGGGGCUGA